CCUGGAUGAGACUUUCACUUUCCAUUUCCCUGCUGGGUCCAUCAGCCCAGAGUCUGCUUCUCCUUAUGACUCAUAUGUGCAGUUGGUGGCUAGAUCUACACAGCUAAGGCCAUCUGGGUCCUGUUUGAGCUCAUCCAGGCUGUGAAUCUCCGAGAGCAGACACUUCAUCAAGGAAGCCCCUGGCCAUCUCCAGGACAUGGCAGACAGAGAUGACCUGCAUCGCCUAGUGACUGAAGAUGGCGCCUGGGAGGCAUUCGUGUCUAAGGCCAAGUUGUCCAGGGAUAAGGCGCUUGCCCUGCACAAAUUGCUGAGGGACCUGACUGCGCUCUCAGCCCUAGCAGACAGACACAGGCUUCAAGAAGACCUCCAGGGCAGGAAGAAGUUUCAGAAAGCAUUUCCUCGCCUGAGAGCAGAGGCAGAGGAGCAAAUCAUGCAGCUCCGGGCCCUGGCUGACCAUGCUGAGUCAGUGCACAGGGGCUGUGCCAUCUCCAACUUAGUGGCUGACUCCUUCAGCACUGCCUCCGACAUGCUGGGCCUCCUUAGUCUGUUUCUGGCUCCAGUGACAGCAGAGGGCAGUCUGAUGCUCUCAGCAACUGGGUUGGGCCUGGGGGUAGCAGCUACUGUGACUAGUGUUGCUACUUCAAUUGUGGAGGAAACAAGCCGUUUUUCGGAAAAAGAGAAAGUCAGUCACCUUGCUUCAACCGGCAUGGAAGUGCUGGAGGCUGAAACAACCAUGGCCAGGAUAGCCGGCAAGUUACCUCAGGCUGCCAAAGAUAUCACCAAUGACCUCAAAGCCCUUCAGCAGCACAUGGAUGCCCUCAGGCUGGUUAGAGCCAACCCUCACUUAGAGGAAGAUGCCAGGAUCCUCGCCGCCACAGGAAAGAUCUCAUCCCAACGUGCUAGACGGGUGCAGACCACUUUGAAAGGAACCCCUCUGGUGAUGAGCAAUGAAGCCCGCAUCAGGAGUGCCACUGCUGCAGGUGUGUCUCUCUUGAAAGAUGUUGACAGCCUUGUGAAAAAGUCAAAGCAUUUGUACGAAGGCACACAGUCAGAGUCUGCUGGAGUACUCAGGAUGCUAGCUCAGGAGCUGGAGGGGAAGUUGGAGAUGCUCACCAAAUUCUACAAGACACUCUGAUCAGGCUCCAACUAGUCACCCCAGCUCCGAAGACAUGCUGAGGUCAGGGGGAAGGAACUAGACGGAAUGGGGACAGUGGAGACACUGUUAGAGGGGGAACAAUUGUGCCAUCAGAUCCGUGGGACAGAGAUCCAGGCCUACAGUUGAUCACGGCAGGUUAGUGUGCAUAGCAGUGGGCAAAUGAGUCCAACUGGAGCCUAAGACAGGGAACGAAGGAUGUGCCAAAGAGGAACCAGAGAGGGUGGCCUCUGGACGAAAUGUGGAAGAUGUCAGUUAUCAGAAAGACUGGACAGUUCCCCCCAUCUCCACUAUCAGAAACAAGGCAUGGGAGAGAAGAACCCACAAAACACAAGCUCGAGAGAUGUGUGCUGUGUAAAUAAGCCAAGAUGCCCAGCCUUGCCCAGUCCCCAGUCCACUCCCAUCCUCAAGCAUGUCCUCAUCCCUAAAUAAACGGCUCUUACUGACUCCUCA
Mesocricetus auratus (golden hamster) is the source of this 1606-nucleotide messenger RNA. Its product is annotated as apolipoprotein L2. Gene Ontology annotation, biological process: lipid transport; lipoprotein metabolic process. Gene Ontology annotation, molecular function: lipid binding. The record is from RefSeq and is a predicted model, not a curated record. Gene Ontology annotation, cellular component: membrane; extracellular region. Lineage: Eukaryota; Metazoa; Chordata; Mammalia; Rodentia; Cricetidae. The transcript has 3 exons. Bases 197 to 1135 code for a protein of 312 amino acids.